Messenger RNA from Anarrhichthys ocellatus (wolf-eel), 492 nucleotides. RefSeq names its product NAD(P)H dehydrogenase [quinone] 1-like. The record is from RefSeq and is a predicted model, not a curated record. The transcript is spliced from 3 exons. NCBI's taxonomy places the organism in Eukaryota, Metazoa, Chordata, Actinopteri, Perciformes, Anarhichadidae. The annotation marks the transcript as partial. Gene Ontology annotation, cellular component: cytosol. Gene Ontology annotation, molecular function: NAD(P)H dehydrogenase (quinone) activity.
UAUGCCUACUCUCAAGAAAAGGGAUACAGCCAGGGAAUCUUCAAGGACAAGAAAGCAAUGCUGUCCUUCACCACUGGGUCUCAUGAGUCCAUGUUUAGUGCAGAUGGUAUUAAUGGAGACAUGAAUGUCACACUGUGGCCACUACACAAUGGCAUCCUGCACUACUGUGGCUUCCAGGUUCUGGUCCCUCAGAUCUUCUGGGCUCCGUCUCAUGUUUCCUCUGAGGAGUGCAGCACCAUGCUGGAGGGCUGGCGUACCCGACUGCAAGGUGUCCUGGGUGAAAAACCACUUUCCUUCACUCCCAUGGACUGCUUUGAUGGGGAGAAGGGUUUCCAGCUGAAGCCUGAGGUCCAUGAGAAAAAUGCCGCCGAGGAGUAUGGACUGACGGUUGGGACCCACCUGGGAAAGGCACUACCACCCAACAACCAGAUGAAAGCUGGAGUCUGAAGACAUUGGCGCUUCUGUAUUUCCUUGCAUGACAGAAAAAUAAAG